This is a messenger RNA of Linum tenue, 3148 nucleotides long. Lineage: Eukaryota; Viridiplantae; Streptophyta; Magnoliopsida; Malpighiales; Linaceae. The record is from the annotation of a GenBank genome assembly.
GUUGAAUUCCAGAAUUACCCUGCCGGCAGCCGGCUCUAAUUUCUCCCCAUCCACCUCCUCCGACAAUCUUCCGCUUCACACCAGAAGAUAAGAGCUCUGAAGAAGAAGAAAGAUGCGACCUUCGGUCAGGGUCAGGAUCGGAUUGAUUCUUCUUGUCUUAUCGCUUUACCCUCUCUCCCUCGCUGCCCGUCCUUUCGUCCUCGUCCUCUCUCAGGACGACCUCAAGGACGUCCCCACAACUCCUGCCGAUUCCGACGAUCUCUCCUCCUCCGAUUCCCAGCCCGAGUGGGAUGAGUUCGGAGACUCCGAUUCCAAGCCCGACCACCAGCUCGACCCGGGCUCAUGGCGCCCAAUUUUCGAGCCCGACUCCUCCGCCGCCGCCGCCAAUCCCGUCGACGGCGAGAUGGCAGGCUACUACGAGGUAGUUGGGAAGAUGCUCUCCGCUGUAACCAUCGGAGAGAUCAGGUUGAUGGAGGAAGCCGCCGCUGAAAUCGAGGCGGUAGCUGCGGAGAAAGGCAAUCCUCACGCUCAGUCGUUGCUGGGUUUUCUCUUCGGGAUGGGCCAGAUGCGGGACAUGAGCAAAUCCAAGGCGUUUCUCUAUCACCAUUUUGCUGCCCAGGGAGGGAGUCUGCAGUCGAAGAUGACGCUAGCUUAUACCUAUUCCCGUCAGGAUAUGUAUGAUAAAGCGGUUAAAUUGUAUGCUGAACUAGCCGAAGUGGCGGUCAACAGUUUCCUGAUCUCCAAAGAUUCACCUGUCAUUGAACCUGUUAGGAUUCACAAUGGAGCAGAAGAGAACAAGGAUGCUCUGAGGAAGUUUAAAGGUGAAGAUGAUGAAGACUUUCAGAUUUUGGAGUAUCAGGCCCAGAAGGGCAAUGCUGCGGCUAUGUACAAAAUUGGUCUGUUCUACUACUUUGGUUUGAGAGGCUUGAGGCGUGACUAUGUUAAGGCCUUGUCGUGGUUCUCUAGGGCUGUGGAGAAAGGGGAACCCAGAUCAAUGGAGCUUCUUGGGGAGAUUUACGCCAGGGGAGCUGGGGUUGAGAGGAACUAUACCAAAGCACUCAAAUGGCUUACACUUGCUUCAAGGCAGCAACUUUUUUCAGCCUAUAACGGCAUGGGGUAUCUUUAUGUCAAAGGUUAUGGAGUGGAGAAGAAGAACUACACCAAAGUAUGCCCCCCUUUAGUUUUCUCCCGUCGUUAUUUCUGCCAUAGCUCCAUAUCAGGGGUGUACUGCGUGCCUAUUUUUGAAGUUCAUGUUGUUGCUUUUGUAGACAUUCUAGGCUGCUUUUGUUUUUAUCUCGCUGUUGCAUAUGCCUUUGGGGAUUUGUUACCAACCAGAGCGAUUUUAUGCCAGGCGAAGGAAUACUUUGAGAAAGCUGCUGAGAACGAUGAGCCUGGGGGUCAUUAUAACCUUGGAGUCAUGUUUCUGAAAGGAAUUGGUGUAAAGAGAGACAUAAGGCUGGCUUGUCAGUAUUUCAUAGUUGCAGCUAAUGCCGGUCAACCCAAGGCAUUUUAUCAGUUGGCCAAGAUGUUCCAUACAGGUGUUGGACUUAAAAAGAACCUGCCAAUGGCUACUGCACUGUAUAAACUGGUUGCAGAAAGAGGACCAUGGAGUUCUUUGUCCAGAUGGGCGCUAGAAUCUUAUCUCAAGGGUGAUGUUGGCAAGGCGUUUCUACUGUAUUCAAGAAUGGCCGAGAUGGGCUAUGAGAUUGCUCAAAGUAAUGCUGCAUGGAUCCUGGACAAAUAUGGAGAGAGAAGCAUGUGUGUAGGGGAAUCUGGUUUCUGUGGUGAUGCAGAAAGGCAUCAGCGUGCUCAUGCAUUGUGGUGGCAAGCUUCCGAGCAGGGUAACGAACAUGCUGCCCUACUCAUCGGUGAUGCAUAUUACUACGGCCGGGGUACUGAAAGAGACUACGAACGUGCAGCAGAGGCCUACAUGCAUGCUAAAUCUCAAUCUAAUGCACAGGCCAUGUUCAACCUAGGAUACAUGCACGAACAUGGUCAAGGCCUUCCACUGGACCUCCAUCUUGCUAAGCGUUACUACGAUCAAGCAUUAGAAGUUGAUUCUACUGCAAAGUUGCCUGUGACACUUGCCCUAACUAGUUUAUGGGUUCGGAAGAACUAUGGAGACAGUUUUAUGGUUGACAUGAUUGAUUCGCUGCCUGAGGUGUACCCAAAUGUGGAAGCAUGGGUAGAGAAUGUGAUAAUGGAAGAAGGAAAUGCAACAAUAUUGACUCUGUUUGUCUGUCUCCUCACUGUGCUCUACCUACGAGAGAGGCAGCGUAGAAACGUGGGUGCCGCUGGUGAGGUUGCCAUUGUACCACAACAACCCAACGAGCAGGAUAUCAUACCUCUGGCGAAUUAGACUGUUUGCGGACACUGUUAUUCCAGGAAGAAGCAUGCGCUUGUGUACAGAGGUAAUUUAGGAACUGCAGUUUUGGGAGCAGAAGAGUGGGAUCAGUUUUGCUGAAACUGCUCUCUGCCUUAUAAUUUCAAAUUCAAGGCCAAGGCGUGUAUUUGGAAGUGGAUUUAGCAACAAUGCAAGUGCUUCGCAUUGUAUUAUGAAUCAUGCAAAUUCCAAAGCAGAAGCAAGUAAAAUAUAUACGAGUUAGAGAUUGAUCCUCGUACUCUUUGUUUGUCCAAAACAGAAUUUGUACGUACAAGUACCAUGACUUUCACUAAAGAGUAAUGAGAUUCGGUUUGUUAGUACUACUACUAUGAAAGCCCUUUUCUUCUCCAUAUGUUGAAUGCAUCUCAGCUAUUGGUUUUCUCAUCUGAUAGCUGAGGCAGGUGGUCAAUGCUCAGGAUUUUUUAGGCACAAUGUUAUUACAAGAUUGAGCGUAAGCCACCGUGUAGCAGCAAACCAUUAAUGUACAGACUCAAGGGUCACUUCAAUGUACUCGCUCAAGGAACCUAUGUUUGAAGAGGAAAAACAAUGAGAUGCACUGUACAUGGCAUAUACCCAACCUAUUUGCAUUGUGGCUAUUAACAAGGCGGCUAAAUUACACGUUUGAUCACUCGAAUUAUACAAAUCUUUCAUGUUUGCCACCCGAAUUACUUUUCUUUCUUAUUCGCCACUAACUUUAUGAAUAAUUUCACUGUUAGUCACCGCCCGUCACACUCCGUUAUAUUUGUCCUAUGUGGCAGUCAACUA